GAAGUGUGCAGCACUAGCCAACUUGUAAAAAAUGAAGAGGAAAUGAUGGCUAGAAAAAAGGAAGAAGAAGUUGCUACAAGAAAAAAGGAAGAGAAAAUGAUGACAAUCUCAUAAAUUAAGGUUACUUUUUCAUAGUGAAGCGUUGGGCCUAACUUUAUGCAGCCAACUAUCAUAGUGAAUGGGUCCAUAAUUAUAGCUAAAUUUUCAUACUAAUGCAAUUUCUUUUUGUUUUGUUUUGUUUUGUUUUGUUUUUAUGAACUUAUUUAUUUUGUAUUUUUUUUCUUCUAGUUUGUUAAUUUUAUUUCUAACAAGAAUAGUUUGCAAUUUCUUUUUGUUAAGUUUAUGAACUUAUUUUAAUUUAUUUUUUUUCAUUUAGAAAAUACAUAAUUUACAUGAUAAUGUGAAGAAGACUUUUUCAAAGCAAAAACGAAAUCCCACAUAUUUUUUGGUUGGUGUCUAUUGUAAUUUUAGAUUCUUCUUCUAGCUACUUAUAAAUGCGCGGUGACUCCAAUCUUACAUCACCAAACUAUCAUACACAGGCACAACGCUCACCAUUAAAACCAGCUAAGACUACACAAACAAACCAUAUAAACACUGCAAUUUCCUAAGCUAAGCUAAGCUAAGCUAUACCCAUAUAUGGCUUGGCCUAAACCACUAGUAUUUCUUUUUAUUUCCAUUAUUAUUAUUAUGAGUUUCACAAACUUUGGUAACACUAAAGCAGAGGACACUCCUGUCUAUCUCUGGAAAAACUGUUCAACCAACAGUAGUACAACCACCGCCAACAGCCCCUUUCAACUCAAUCUAAACACUCUCCUCACUUCCCUCUCAUCCAACCCCACCGAAUUCCACAACACCACCGUCACAGGAAAUCCCUCCUCCAACACUGUCUACGGUCUCUUCAUGUGCAGAGGUGACGUGGCACUCCCUCUCUGCCGACAGUGCGUUCUAAACGCAACACAGACACUCCUCUCAGAAUGUUCCCUUUCCAAACAGGCAGUGAUAUGGUACGACGAGUGUACCGUACGCUACUCAAACCGUUCCUUUUUCUCCACCUUUGAUACUAGACCUCGUGUUGGUCUACUCAACUCAGCUAACAUAACCAAUCAACAAAGCUUCAUGCGUUUAUUGUUUCGAACUAUGAAUAAAACUGCUGAUGAUGCUUCUAAUCAUCCAAUUGGUUCUAAGAAAUAUGCUACAAAUCAAGCUACUAUAUCUGGUUUUCAGAAUUUGUAUUGUUUGGCUCAGUGUACGCCUGAUUUGUCACCUCAAGAUUGUAGAAAGUGUCUUAAUGGUGUCAUUGGGGACCUUCCUUGGUGUUGUACGGGAAAACAAGGUGGAAGAGUUUUAUAUCCUAGCUGUAAUGUUAGGUAUGAAUUGUACCCUUUUUUUCGAGUAGACAAUGCUUCGUCGCCAUCUCCUUCAUCGUCAAUUCUUCCUCCUCCAACUACUAAUCCGGCUAAUUCCCGAGGAGGCAGCAGUGGGAUAUCAGGCGGGACAAUUGUUGCAAUUGUAAUUCCAAUCAUAGUUGUUGUGCUUCUGUUUAUAGUGGCCAUUUGUUUCUUGAGUAAAAGGGCAAGGAAGAAGCGUGAUUCUCUACAAGAUGGAAACACUGCAAAUGAUAUCACCACUAUGGAGUCCUUGCAAUUUGAUUUCAGCACCAUUGAAGCAGCCACCAACAAAUUCUCUGCAGAUAACAAGUUGGGUGAAGGUGGAUUUGGUGAAGUUUUUAAGGGAACUCUUCCAAAUGGACAAGAAAUAGCUGUCAAGAGACUCUCCAAAAGUUCGGGACAAGGUGGAGCAGAAUUUAAGAAUGAAGUUGUCGUAGUUGCCAAGCUUCAACACAGAAAUUUGGCUAGGCUUCUUGGAUUUUGCUUGCAAGGAGAGGAAAAAAUACUUGUUUAUGAAUAUGUAGCCAACAAAAGUUUGGACUAUACUCUUUUUGAUCCUGAAAAGCAAGGGAAACUAGAUUGGGCAAAGCGGUACAAGAUUAUUGUAGGGAUCGCUCGUGGCAUGCAAUAUCUUCAUGAAGAUUCUAGGCUUAGAAUUAUACACCGUGAUCUUAAAGCUAGCAACAUAUUGUUGGAUGGAGAUAUGAAUCCAAAAAUCUCAGAUUUUGGCAUGGCAAGAAUAGUUGGAGUUGAUCAAACCCAAGGAAACACUAGCAGAAUUGUAGGAACUUAUGGUUACAUGGCUCCAGAGUAUGCAAUGCAUGGAGAAUUUUCAGUAAAGUCUGAUGUAUACAGUUUUGGAGUUCUCAUUAUGGAGAUUAUAAGUGGCAAGAAAAAUAGCUCUUUCUAUGACACUGAUGGUGCUGAUGAUCUAGUGAGCUAUACGUGGAAAGUUUGGAAAGAAGGAGCACCAUUAGAACUAGUGGACCCUAUAUUAAGAGAAAAAAUUACUCCAAAUGAAGUUAUCAGAAGCAUCCAUAUUGGUUUGCUUUGUGUUCAAGAAGAUCCAAGUGACAGACCAACAAUGACAUCAAUAGUUCUUAUGCUUGACAGUAACACAGUUACUCUUCCAACUCCAAAGCAGCCUGCAUUUUUCCUCAACAGUGAUCCAAACAGGCCGAAGGAGCUUCGAUUUGAUUCUUCUACAACAAAGUCAAUAACAACUUCUGUGAAUGAGAUGUCAAUUAGUGAAAUGGAUCCGCGAUAAGCUUGCUUGCUUAGACAUUGCAGAUUUUAUUAGAUAAAUAAGCAUAUCUAUGUGUAUAUAGUAAUAAGUCAUAUAUAUCUAGUUUCAUUUCAUAUAUGUGACUGUUUUCUGAAUUGUAGAAAUGUAUGUUUGUAUUUAAGUUGCUUAUUUUUCGAUGCAAAAUAAUAUAUGAGGGUGUGUGCCCUUUUUAAAUAAAUAAAAAUUAUCUUUGGUAA
This is a messenger RNA of Trifolium pratense (red clover), 2870 nucleotides long. RefSeq names its product cysteine-rich receptor-like protein kinase 10. The record is from RefSeq and is a predicted model, not a curated record. Gene Ontology annotation, biological process: protein phosphorylation. The transcript has 7 exons. Gene Ontology annotation, molecular function: protein kinase activity; ATP binding. NCBI's taxonomy places the organism in Eukaryota, Viridiplantae, Streptophyta, Magnoliopsida, Fabales, Fabaceae. Bases 637 to 2655 code for a protein of 672 amino acids.